Hermetia illucens (black soldier fly) is the source of this 6486-nucleotide messenger RNA. Its product is annotated as phosphatase and actin regulator 3-like. The record is from RefSeq and is a predicted model, not a curated record. Gene Ontology annotation, molecular function: actin binding. The transcript is spliced from 14 exons. Gene Ontology annotation, biological process: actin cytoskeleton organization. NCBI's taxonomy places the organism in Eukaryota, Metazoa, Arthropoda, Insecta, Diptera, Stratiomyidae. Bases 1315 to 3978 code for a protein of 887 amino acids.
CGUAUAGUGCGGUUGGAGGGUCUGUGUCGGAUUUCGUUAUAUUUUUGAUUCGGUCAAAUUUCCUCCGAGAUUUCGUUGGACAUAGAUACAUUUUUCGGGUUAAAGAUAGGGUCCUCGUCGAUUUGAUGAAACAGACCCAGUUGCGACUGAUGGAGUCUACCUGUAAGUGGGUCGUUACUAGAGGGUAUACUCCUUGAAUAAUCCCGAAUCGGCUUUGUUUGUGCAAGACCUGUUCCCAAAGGUAGACUCUCCACAACGCUGUAAACAUCUGUCAAGCCUGAUGUCUCUCGGUCCCGGUGCGUGAAAAUGUCGUUUGGUCACUCGCGAAACGCGUUGAAAGGAUAAAGACUAUUCGGGGUGUAUUUUCGUCCUUUUUGUUGCGGUCCAUGGAAUUUUGAAAAGUGUCUGUGCUUAGAUGUGUGUGUUGACUUCGGCGCGAGGUUUAAAUAUUUUUAAGGAUCAGAGAGCACGUGAAUUAUUCACGUGUUUGUGCGAGAGCGGAAUGAGAUUACCUGAGAGAGUAUCUUUUAUCUGAAACGCAUGUAUGAGAAGGACGGAUAUCAGAUAGGAAACAAAAAAAAUUCAUUCUCUUUGGAUAGUGCGGUAGCUUGACUUGUCAAGCGUAAGGUCGAGUGAGACAGCUUGUGCUGGAGAAGAUGCGAGGGUGAUACCAACAGCAAAGUGCUGGUAUCCAUCUAUAUUUGUAAAGAUUCAGAGAGAAAGUGAAAAACAGGCGAAAAUGGAGCCGCUUGUAUUGAGAUGAAUUUCUUUCUUUGCUUCGGUGAUUUUAUAUUUCGCUUUUAGAAUGUUUCUCCUGUCGUCAACAAAAUGAUUUUCAUGGUAAAAAUCACGAAAAACAAUUGUGAAGCUCAAAAAACCAAAGUGAAGUGAACUUGACGAAAUAAAGGCCGUCAAAUGUGAAUAAUGAAGUAAAAAAAAAAAAAUUUUGUGUGCCAAAUUUUGUGUAGAGUUGUAAGUGUAGUAAUUUUGUCGCAGAAAUAAAUUAGUGGGCAUUUUUUAUGCCGAAAAUUAAUCAAGUAUUCGUGCUAGUAUAUUGUAAUAUGAUAAAUAAUCGCCAAAUUUUCCCUAAAAUUUUUCUACGUGUAUUUUCUAUAAAUUAGAGCUCGUGCUAGUGUCUUCCAAAAAGUAGAAAUCAAAUAUUUGAUAAUUGAAAAUAAUAUUCUUGAUAAAUCUGCUUUUUUGUAUUAUCUGCAAUCUAUACUAUAUCCAAUAAAUAAUGCGCGUAAUAAUUAAUAAAAUAUCAUAAAAGAGGAGAAUUUUCCCAAAUAAUAAUUAAAAAAAAAUCAAUUUAUUAUGUCGAUGCGUAGCAAUAACAACAACAAUAGUAAUCACAAUAAUAACCACAACAAUAGCAAUAGCACAAAUACCUUUCAUCCUCAACUACGUCAAUAUCAUCUUCAACAACAAAUUCAACAACACCAAUAUCAUCAACAACAACAACAACACCAACAAGAAUUGCUCAAUAAUAUCCUUUUGAAUCGCUACGGAUUAAGUGGCUCUAAAUCGCCUGCUUUGGGGCGAGUAGGAGUAAUGAAUACAAGUGAUAGCGCUCAAUUCCACCAGCAAUCCCAGCAACAACAGUUCAAUCAGCAUCACCCAGAAUCACCAAUGAGUCCUGUAGACGAUGCAGUGGACCAACAACAGCAACAGCAGCAAGUAUGCCUAGUGGCCAAGAUGCAAAAGUCAGUCACGAUCACUGUUACUCCGCAACGGAGUAAUUCUUUGGAUUACUUGAAUUUCGAGGAGAAACGACAGCUGAUUGCAUCGUCACUAUCACUCUCGGAUAUAUUGCAUUGUGGACCAGCAGCUGCUGCAGCCGCCGCCAAGGAAGUUGCUGCAUCAACUGUCAUUGCUGCCAAAAAACAAAAUGGUGCUGCAAUACGAGCGAAUAGUUUAGGAUCUGGCACACGAACGCCUCCUUUGGAACGUAAAAGUAAAUUUAGUGCAUUAGGACGUUUCUUCAAACCGUGGAAAUGGCGGCGGAAAAAGAAAAGCGAAAAAUUCGAGGCGACAUCGAAAUCACUCGAACGAAAAAUAUCAGUACGUGCCAACAGAGAAGAGCUUGUCCAAAAAGGUAUCCUUCUACCCGAAAGUCCGAUCGGUGCAAUAACAGAGGCGGGUGAAGAAUAUUACAAUACAUCAACAGCUAAUGGCACUAGUCCUGCAUUAGCCGUCCAUAAUAAUUCCAACAAUACACAAAAUCACAUAACAACAUCAUCAUUAUCAACAUCAUCGGCAACAACAACAACAAAUAAUGUACCUUCGUCACAUUCCGUUCAACAGAUAAGCUCAACAAUGGGUGGAAUGAUUGUGGGUAGCGGUCCGGGCGGGCAAUCUGGUGGCGUUAUGAUUGGAGGUAAUCAAAAUCUUACCAAUAGCCUGUCCGUGCCACAUUCACAAUCAGCCCACCAAUUGGGUCAACCGAAUUCAAUCGGUAAUCCAGGCGGUGCCCCAUUAACUCCUUUGGCUCAACAUCAUCAAGCACUAGCACAGCAGUUGCAACAGCAUUUUGCAAGCAACAAUAUUGGUAAGCUAGUGCCACCGUCAGAGGACGAUAAUAAUGAGCCCAGAAAAGACAAGACUGAUGCCCCAACUGGUGGUAAUGGAACAUUAUCACCAAGCACCGAACAAUCAUGUCAGGGAUCCAUAUUGCCUCCACCGGGCGGAGGCUCUACGGAUGCAAUGCAAACAUCGAAGUUGGAACGUCCGAAUUCCCUUGGGCCCAACAAAAUAUCACGCCGAAUGAUAUGCUACCACAAUGAUCAUUAUCCUGAAGGCGGCGGUGGUCCACCAGGUAGUACACCCCCUCCACCUCAAGGUGAUGGUCAACAAUCCCUUCCAGGGCAUAUUUUAUUAUCUGAACUUCCAGAGCCCCCAAUACCACUGUCAGAGAUUGGACCAAUCCCACCGCCACCGAUGUUCUCAACGCCGAGUCCAACGCUGAUAGCUGGUCGACCUCAUGGACCUGGUGCCAUCAAUGAACAGGAUUAUCAAGAUUAUGAAUAUGAUGAUCAAGAUGGCGACCACGAGGAGAUCGACUCAGAUGAUGAGUAUAUUUUCACAAUGCCACAACCAAACCCCGCAAUCGAUACAUGUAGAAUUGAAGAAAUUCCAGCGAAAGAACCCAAGUUUAAUGCAGUUCCUUUAAAAUCGGCGUUAAAAAAGAAACCAGGUACCAAUUCGAGUCCUGGUACACCAACACAAGAGAAUAAUACUAAUUCUCGACCAUUGGUUGUGCGACAAGAAGCUAAUAAUUAUUCAUUAAAGCCCAUCCUUCGACCACGGAUUAGGAUAUGUAUCCCAAAUGACGAUCGAGAUAGUCGACCUAUGCGAAUUGGUUUCGGUUUGCCGUGCACACUUGAAAAUAAAGAAAAUGCUCGACCAUAUGUGAUACGUGAAGACAAUGAUAGCGAUCAGAGUGAUGGGCCAAUUUUAUAUCGAGACGACGACAACGAUCGACAAGCGAAAAUCGCACGAAAGGAGAGCCUAUCGCUAAAAUUACAACUUCGACCUGAUCGGCAGGAUCUUAUCAAUCGAAACAUUCUUCAUCAACAAUCAGAUAAUGAACGCUACGAAUCAAAGGAAGCGAUCGGAGCCAGGCUCAUACGUCGACUGUCGAUGCGACCAACUGCCGAGGAGCUAAUCGAAAGGAAUAUUCUGAAAGCACAAACGCCCGCCGAAGAGAAAAAACAGAAGGAGGAGAAGAAGCGAUAUCUUCUGCGGAAGUUAAGCUUUCGUCCAACUGUCGAUGAACUUAAGGAGAAGAAAAUCAUACGCUUCAAUGAUUAUAUUGAGGUUACACAGGCGCAAGAUUAUGAUAGACGUGCCGACAAGCCAUGGACAAGACUGACACCCAAAGAUAAAGCGGCCAUCCGUAAAGAGUUGAACGAAUUUAAAAGUUCCGAAAUGGCUGUGCAUGAAGGCAGUCGGCAUUUAACAAGAUUUCAUAGGCCAUGACAGUUGCAAUGGAGUACCGAACAUUAUUCCAAAAUUGAUGAAUUUAUUGUGCUAACCACCAACAACACCACCACCAAAACUAAGCACAUCUCCACCUGUACAGCUUCUACAAGCGAUCAGGAGAAAUUCCAGCAACUCGUCAUUGAUAAGAGUGAUGAAAACACAACCAUUUUUAAGAGCGACUUUUCUGCCAUUCUUCAUUCUUCAAAAAUUACUGUCUGGCCAAAGAACACAAUAUUAGUAAUAAAUAUAAUUAACGAUAACCUUAAAACAAAUAAUAUUAUGUGUAUAGAGCAACGGAACGGCAAUAAGACAGGACCCAGGGAAGCGGGCCGGAAGCAACCAGUCCGUGACCUUGACGCCGUUACUGUUGUACUAAUUGAUAUGAUGAUAUCUUCCAAAAACAAUGAAAUAGCUCUAAGAACUGCAUCAGUAAUAAUUUUAAUGAAGGAAACACUUUAGUUAUCAACUACAACCACAAUGCAGGAUUGUGAGGCGUGAGGGCUUUCCUUUCGAGAAGGAAACAGAUACAGGAGAAUAGAAAAAAAAAAGAUGGAGGAGAGAUGAUGGAGGCAACAGUAAAUAAGUUGAUUAACAGAAUCAACAAUAAGAAGUUCAGACUAGAUCCCGAAUCCCUUUGGUCGAUAUUGUCGCGCAGGACCCCCAACCACGUCGCCAGCUGUGAUCCCCAUCUGACCACAUGAUGACUUGGACUUGGACUUGGACUCGGACGCUCGCUACAAACGGCGACUUGGACCGAACCGUUUUAAUUGGAGAAUAACAAUAACCGAACCCAAUAAAUGGAGAAACAGAAUAAAUUCUACUACUCAGUACUCAUCAACACGCCAUUUGCUCUUACUACAGUUAUCAAUUCAGAACUAUACACUUGAACUUUGAACCCGGACUUACUGGACACUUAUUUUAAAUAUUUGUAUUCACGAAGCAAGCUGCUGUGAUAGACCUGUUGACGUUAUUAGAGAUGUUACCUAAAAUUUAAAAUAAUAAAAUAAAAAAACAAUUGUUUACUUUUUAACAAAAAAAAGACGAAAGGAACAACAACACUAGGAUGAGGUUGAUAAACGCAAAUAUCCAAAAAUUAACUGAAUUUUACAUUAAAGCGAAUUCUAAUCUGAGUGAGGAGUAGGCGCCGCGAGGACUCGCCAAUAGCAGGAGCAACUAGAGCACAGAAUAAACAGAAUAAAAAAACCCAAACGGAUUUCGCGAAUUCUCUUAAGCUACUAACUCUGGAACUUGUACAUUUUUAUAUAAGAUUUAUGGCUAUUGUAUCAUUCUGCAGGAUAUUCUCAGAGCUGUGAAGAUUCGUGUUGUGAGGUUUCCACGGAUUUCGAACGGAAAGUUGGUUUGAUUAUGCGUUUCGCCACCCUUCGUUUGCAUAAAGACGGUUUCAAUUUACAAAAUGUACAUUUAGUUAACACACGUUUCACAACUGAUAAAAGACAUGCAGAAUACCAGUAGUAUCGUAGGAAUCGGUAGGCAUUUUAGCGAUUUGUAUCCGAAAAUGUAGAUUCUGAUACUAGGAUCCGAGAAGAACCUCGACUUCACAGUAUUUUUAAUGUUUAGUUCGUUUUCGUUGUAUGUGUAUUAAUGUUAGUUAAUUUUGUUUCUUUUUAUUCCGAGCAAGGACUUGUUCAACAUGAUCAACUACAUUCUCUGUAUGUACCGCUAAAUUCCAUUUAUUCGAUUUAUUUGUAUAAACUUUUACCUGUCCGUUCUGUAAAUGUUUCGUUUCUAUGGAAAAGAGAAUUAUGAAAAUAAAUUUCUUCAUAAAUUUAAGUUGAAUUUGGUAUGCUUCGUUUUGUUAUAGUUGAGGGAGUUACUUUGCAAUUCAACACCAAAACAUUAUUUCGAUUCGUGGUCGAUUCGAGCCACCACGAGCCCCUUGUAAGCCGUGCAAAGAAAUACAAUCGACGACAACAGUGUUAGGUAUUUAAAGCAAGGAGAAUACUAACCGUUUGUAAUUAAUUAAGGAAAUCAACUAAAACUUAAACAAGCAAAUACUAUAACAAAUCAAUAAAAAAAAACUGAACUAAAGAGAGUAAAAGAAAAAACCAAGAAAAACAGAAAAUCUUUGUAAAAAGGAUGAGAAGUAACGAUUAAUACAAAAUAACUUUUGUAGUUAAAGCAAGAAAAAAAAAACAUGAAAAAUAAAAGCAAAAAAUAAAUUCAACAAACAAUAUUACUUGUAAAAAGGGAAGAAAAAUUUAAGAAAUAAAUAAAAUAAUAAAUGAUAGAGCGAAAACAAUUCCACACAAUUAAAACAAAUAAUUAUAUGAUAAAUGAUAAAUAAAAAAAAAAAAAAAUUUUACUUUUAAGAGUAUGUUUUUGCCUAGAAAUGAUACCGAUAAUGAUUGGGGAAUAUUUGAAAGGACAUAAAUAGAAAGAGAGGAGGAAAUCAUGAUAAAGAUUAAUGGCUCAUGAAACUAUUCUCGAUUUUUUUAUUGCAUUAAAAUUAUAUUGAAAUAAAGAAAAGUUAAAAUCAACCAAAAA